AACCAAAACAAAUGAAAGCAACGUCAAAUUUGCUCCAGUCGAAUACAUAAUCACAUUUCAUCAUUUGGAAAUAAAGCAAAAAUAGCAUUCAUCGCAAUGUCGAGUUUAUUGCGAGGUAUUGGAAGGCUUGUAAUUUGCGGCAGCCAGCGACUGCCCGUAUCCAGUGUCCCCAUCAACCAACUUCACACGACCAGCGCAUUGGCAAAGCAGUGGAACAGUCAUAACGCCGGAACACCGCAACGAUGGUUGAAAUACAACAAAGUCAUCUAUCCACCACAGGUACCGGGAGAGGAACCGAGACCGGCUUUUGUGUGUCACCAGAAAACCAACAUAAAGUACAGCCCUAAGAAAAUGUGGUACAUAGCUUCGUUUGUGCGCGGGAUGACCGUCGAUGAGGCCCUGAAGCAGCUUUCGUUUAUCGAUAAGAAAGGCGCCACGGCGGUGAAGGAAACGAUUCUGGAAGCGAUUGAUAUGGCCGUGAAACGGCACAAUGUUGAGUUCCGCACGAAUUUGUGGGUCGCGGAGUCGUUCUGCGGGAAAGGCCGCGUGUUCAAGGGAUACCGUCGCCACGGUCGCGGAAGGGCGGGCGAGGUUGAGUACAAGCAUUGUCAUUAUUUUGUUCGGCUGGAGGAGGGUUCACCACCGGAGAAUUACUAUCCGGGCAGGGAGCCGAAAAGUGGCGAGCAGAUGCUGGACGAAUGGAUUGAGUCGAUGCGCAAGCGGAAGGUUAUUAAUUCGUUGUAGAAUUUAUGUUAAUAAAGUCAUAAAUGAGUAA
Toxorhynchites rutilus septentrionalis is the source of this 775-nucleotide messenger RNA. It is a transcript of the gene mRpL22, whose product is annotated as 39S ribosomal protein L22, mitochondrial. The coding region runs from base 97 to 744 and encodes 215 amino acids. The record is from RefSeq and is a predicted model, not a curated record. Gene Ontology annotation, molecular function: structural constituent of ribosome. The transcript has a single exon. Gene Ontology annotation, biological process: ribosome assembly; translation. Lineage: Eukaryota; Metazoa; Arthropoda; Insecta; Diptera; Culicidae. Gene Ontology annotation, cellular component: mitochondrial large ribosomal subunit; ribosome.